AUGAGCAAGUUACCGACUCACACGAAAGCUGUUGUACUCCAGGAAUCACAAGUUCCGCGGACACCGUUGUACUAUGACGCACCUGUGGUCAAACGACCUCUUUCACCCCCAAAAGCUGGGGAAGUCGUGGUCAAGAUGGGCGCAGUAGGAUUCAACCACAAAGAUGUGUGGAUCCGACAGGGACAGUACCCAAACAUUCAACUAGGUGCUGUCUUUGGCGGCGAUGGGGUUGUGAUUGCAUCUGGGACACCAAAUGACCCCUUGCUAAACAAGCGCGUCUUCUUGACCCCGUCAAGGGGCUGGGAGAAGGAUCCUCACGCCCCAGAAUCAAGAUUUGGCAUCUUGGGUGGUGGCGUUUAUCCCCCCAUUGGCACCUUUGCAGAGCAUGUCGUCGUUGAGCGAGACCAAGUCAUUCCAACUCCUGAGCAUCUUGAUGACGUCCACAUUGCCGCAUGGCCCAUUGGCGGUGUAACAGCCUGGAGAGCCGUCGCCGUGAAUGCCCAGGUCGAAAAGGGACAAAAUGUUCUCAUCACGGGAAUUGGGGGCGGCGUUGCGCUUCUCGCGAUGCAAUUAUGUCUCGCAAAGGGGGCCAAUGUAUAUGUGACGAGUGGAAACGAAGCAAAGAUCCAAAAAGCCGUAUCUCUCGGCGCCAAAGGCGGCGCGAACUACAAGGAAAGUAAGUCAUACCCCCCCUCCAUCUCCCAAACCCAAGAACACAAUCUAAAGUUUGUGAAAGAAAACUGGGCAGCACGAAUAGGCACAUUGCUUGCUAAAGAGAAGAAAGGAGCCAUGCUCGAUGCGAUUAUUGAUUCCGCAGGAGGAGAUAUCUUUGGGCAGGCCGGGAAAAUACUCAAGCAGGGGGGGCGUGUUGUCUGUUAUGGGAUGACGGCAAGCCCUAAAAUAACCCUGACAAUGCGGCAAGUCCUCGCAAACCAGCAAUUACUUGGAUCCACGAUGGGGUCUCACCAGGACCUGCUAGACGCGACCGCGUUCAUCGCGAAGCACCGCAUCGUGCCUAUCGUAUCGCACAUUCUCGACGGGCUCGAAUCGGCCGAGGAAGGGUUCGAGCUGAUCAAGCGCGGUGAUCAGUUCGGGAAAGUCGUCAUCAAACUGCGCGGCGGCGAGAUGGGAAAUACCCACGCGAAGCUCUAG
Molecule: messenger RNA, 1152 nt
Organism: Psilocybe cubensis
Lineage: Eukaryota; Fungi; Basidiomycota; Agaricomycetes; Agaricales; Agrocybaceae
Exons: 7
Coding region: 1-1152 (383 amino acids)
Molecular function (GO): oxidoreductase activity
Source: RefSeq, a predicted model, not a curated record